AUGUUUGUCUUUGUGGCUGCAGGAAUCCUGCAAAGAAGUUCAAGCUGUCAUCAGUUAUUUGAAACCGCAGGUUGUGUUCCUUGAGUUGUGCUCAAGUCGAGUGGCUAUUUUGACCCACCAAAAUCUCCAGGUUCCAACAGUGAAUGAAAUGAUAGACAUGUGGAAGAAAAAGAAAAUGAAUCCUUUUGGUAUUCUAUACAGCUGGUUCCUUGCUAAGGUUGCUGACAAACUUGAAGUUCUCCCUGGUUCUGAGUUUCGUGUGGCAUUUGAAGAAGCAAUGACUUAUGGGGCCAAGGUUAUACUGGGUGACCGCCCUGUCCAAAUCACACUACGGAGGACGUGGGGAAAAAUGACAUUGUGGCACAAGAUAAAGUUUUUAUACUACAUGCUUUUCCAAGCAAUCUUUUUACCAAGCCCUGAAGAUCUCAAUAAAAUGUUGAAGGAAAUGGAUGAUGUAGACAUGUUAACUCUUGUCAUUCAAGAAAUGAGCAAGGCAUUCCCAACCUUGAUGGAGACACUUCUUCAUGAGCGAGAUCUGUAUAUGUCAUCUACAUUGCUAAAAGUUGCCAGUGAACAUAAUUCAGUCGUUGCAGUUGUUGGUAGAGGUCAUUUGACAGGAAUUAAGAAGCACUGGAAGCAGCCUGUUGAGGUAAAGGAUCUACUCGAAAUUCCCGCAGCAAAAUCAGGUAUCUCUGCCAUGAAGAUCCUGAAGUCCCUUGGAGUCGCUGUCACUGGGGUUGCUAUUAUUUCUGGCAUUUAUCUUGCAGGCAAGAGGUGACGUGUGGCCCAAGCUGGGAAAGGAAAUUCACUGUUCGUAUGACAUUUAUCUCUUGAAAAUAAUCGAUGUGUUUUUUAAAGCACUUCUUGUUCCAAAGAGAAGCAUAUUUUAGGGUCUGUUUGGUGGAAGAUGGGUCAAUGAAAUCGGACUCUACUUCUGUUUUACAUUGCCCUUGUUUUAAAUUUCAAAUCUGAAUUAAAAUUCCAACAUUUUUUAAAAAAAAAAUAAAAAAGAGUUUUUGUGUGGAUUUGGAAG
Molecule: messenger RNA, 1033 nt
Organism: Magnolia sinica
Lineage: Eukaryota; Viridiplantae; Streptophyta; Magnoliopsida; Magnoliales; Magnoliaceae
Exons: 8
Coding region: 149-778 (209 amino acids)
Source: RefSeq, a predicted model, not a curated record